Molecule: messenger RNA, 1237 nt
Organism: Camelina sativa (false flax)
Lineage: Eukaryota; Viridiplantae; Streptophyta; Magnoliopsida; Brassicales; Brassicaceae
Product: peroxidase 1-like
Biological process (GO): response to oxidative stress; hydrogen peroxide catabolic process
Molecular function (GO): peroxidase activity; heme binding
Source: RefSeq, a predicted model, not a curated record
UUCCUCCUUUCACCUUCAUCGCCAACCUCGUUCUCACCUUUCUUGGCUAACACUCAACAAAGCAAACGAGCUAAGAAAGGAGAGAGAUAGUUAUGAUGACCAAAACCCUUCUCGCCCUUGUGGUUCUUCUUAGCGUCCUUGGAAAUUCUGUUGCCAUUCCUUGGUAUAGUCUUAACCUCAACUACUACCGGUACAGGUGUCCUGACACAGAACGCAUUGUCCGACGUGUCACACAACAAUAUGUUUCUCGCAAACCAAGCCUCGCCGCUGCGCUUCUAAGGAUGUAUUUUCAUGACUGUUUCGUCAGAGGAUGUGAUGGUUCCAUUCUUCUGAAAUCUCCAAACAAUGAUGCGGAAAGAAACGCUGUUCCCAACCUGUCCCUGAGAGGCUAUGAAGUGGUUGAUGCUGCCAAGGCAGCGCUCGAGAGGAGGUGUCCAGGUGUUGUUUCUUGCGCUGAUGUUCUUGCCUUGGUCGCCAGAGAUGCCGUCUUAGUGAUCAGGGGACCAUGGUGGCCGGUUCCAUUGGGCCGCAGGGAUGGACGCAUCUCGAGAAUUUCCGAGGUCAAUUUACCAUCUCCUUUCGCCAACAUAGCCACGUUGAAGCAGAACUUUGCCGACAAGGGUCUUAACGCUAAAGACCUAGUCGUUCUCUCGGGGGCUCACACCAUAGGAAUCUCUACUUGCGCUCUCGUCAACGCACGUAUCUACAACUUCACAGGUAGAGGCGAUUUUGACCCGGCGAUGAACCCAAGCUACGUCAGGUCAUUGAAGAAAAGGUGCAAGCCCACUGAUUUCAGAUCCACAGUGGAUAUGGACCCAGGCAGUGUCAAGAGAUUUGACUCUCACUACUACAACGUCGUGGCUCAGAGGAAAGGGCUCUUCACAUCUGACUCUACGCUUCUCGAUGACUUUGACACCAGACAUUACGUUCAGAUUCAGGCCUUAACUAAUGGGAUUUCUUUCAACAGAGAUUUCUCCGACUCGAUGUUCAAACUUGGUUUUGUCGAAAUUCUUACCGGGAGACAGGGUGAGAUCAGGAGGAAGUGUGCUUUCGUUAACUAAUCCCGAUCGAUCGACGGUUGAGUGAGUCUAAACGCUUUCUGCUUAUUAUGGAAAGUCUCUUGUUUGAGUUUUGCUGUUGUGUUCUGUUUCUUCCAUGAAUAAUUUGUAACCGAUCGAGUAAACUAACUUGUAUUCUUUAAGGUCACUAUGUUUGUAAUGGAAAAAAGUUUGAUUCA